Messenger RNA from Brachypodium distachyon (stiff brome), 1894 nucleotides. RefSeq names its product E3 ubiquitin-protein ligase EL5. Lineage: Eukaryota; Viridiplantae; Streptophyta; Magnoliopsida; Poales; Poaceae. The record is from RefSeq and is a predicted model, not a curated record. The coding region runs from base 71 to 1027 and encodes 318 amino acids. The transcript has a single exon.
UACGCACACACUUGCCACUUAUACCAAGUACCCCACGGAGUUCACGGCCGCGAGUCGUCCGCUCAACCUCAUGGCGACGCAAGGCUCCGACCAAGGCGCCGCCUCCGCCAUGGACUCGUCGUCGGGCUGGGCGGUCGCGCCGGCGGCGGCAGCGGUGUCCGCGGCCGGGCCGAGCAUGUCGCUCAGCGGCAUACUCACCCUGGCGGGCAUCUUCCUGGUGUUCGCCAUGUUCGCCCUGGCGCUCGUCUUCCUCCAGUACCGCUUCAACAACGGCUUCCCGACGGCGCCGGGCUGGCCGCCGCGCAUCGGCGUGGCGGCGGCGGCGGCUGGGAACAAGGACAAGGGCGUCGACCCGGAGCUGCUACGGUCGCUGCCGGUCACGCUGUACCGCGCGCCCUCGGCCAAGGACUCCACGAACGGCAGCGGUCUGGAGUGCGCGGUGUGCCUGGCGGAGCUGGAGGACGGCCAGGAGGCGCGGUUCCUGCCCCGGUGCGGCCACGGCUUCCACGCCGCGUGCGUCGACACGUGGCUCGCCGCACACUCCACGUGCCCGCUCUGCCGCGUCACCGUGGCCAAAGCCGAAGCCGACGUAAUUACGAGUUCUCGACCUCGUCUGGCUCCCGUGCCGCCGGAGCCGGCGAACUACGCCGCCGCGAAUGUCGUCCUGCCGGCGAGUGCGCUUCUUCUCGGGACUUACGACCAGGCCACUCGUGCCACCGUGCCUUCCGACGGAGGCGCGAGCUCCUCAGCCCCUGCGGUGGCAGCGCUGGUGAUCGACAUCCCAGAGGCAUGUGUCGUCCCGCGCGACGCGGCGGCCAAGUCGCCGGGAUUAGGGAGGCUGAGAUCGCUGAAGGGGCUGUGGAGUUUCGGGAGGCCAGCUGGGUCGUCGAUUCCGUCCUGCUCCUGCGGCAGCGGCGGAGGAAUGGCAGACGUCGAGCGGGGUGUCAGCAUCCGCACCGUCGGUGCUCGCGCGGAACUGCCGCCGGAGGCAUCGUCGACCUGUGCAACCCCGAGACCUGCUGUGUAGCACCGGAAUUAGCGGGACUGCGGGAGGUGUAGCCGGAGACCGGAGUACUGUCGCCCGGAGAUCAAUUCCAAUUCCUAAACCCGUACAUAUAUUUCACAUUUGGGUACGGGACAUAGGCGCAUAGACAUUCUUUUUGUAAAGGGCUGAUCAAUUGAGCUCCAUAUAUUGAGAAGGAAGUAGGAGUACAGGUUUCCUUAUUAUUAUUGGGUUUCAGUCCGAGAAUUAGUCCUCUGUAUUAGGAAGGGAUAUUAUUCCUAUCGCUAAAUUAUCGGCGGCGCGGUGACUUCGGCGCGCAUAUGCAUGUUCCUUCUUUAUGAUGCGUUCGGGACUCCGGGGAGUAGUCGAUCUCUCUGCUACGCGGAUCCGAUUCCGUCUCGUGUUCAAUCGAACGUUGCGGCGGCGAUGUAUAUACCACGCCAACACUAACUUUGAUAAGGUUUUGCCGCUUUCAACCUGCAGAUCGAGACGAUGAGCGACUCGGACUACAACAGUACAACAUCGACUGCGGGUACUGCAUUGCAGCCUGCUGCGAGGGCUGUGCCGAGGGAUGCGCCUAUGCGUGCUGCCUCGAAGCGGGCUGCGCCGGCUGCGUCGCCAUCAGCACCUCGCGAUCAAUACUCAGUACCAGCUUUGCCAUUUGUUGAGUACCCUGCGACGUUUCAGCCUAUCCAAGGAGAGUUUACAAGAUUACUUCUUCAAGCUCACGGAGAUGCCACGGCAUUGUCGACAAACCGUCAGUUAGAUUUCAGUAGCGGAGAUAUGACAAGUUUCCAUGGCUGAGCACCUUCACGGCUAUCCACUAAGCAACAGAAGAUAAUAGGUCAAAUAUAAUAGGACCAAUACUUAAUCCAAGUGUGUUUUACUUUA